Molecule: messenger RNA, 2207 nt
Organism: Sabethes cyaneus
Lineage: Eukaryota; Metazoa; Arthropoda; Insecta; Diptera; Culicidae
Gene: opm
Product: transmembrane emp24 domain-containing protein 1
Exons: 3
Coding region: 90-788 (232 amino acids)
Biological process (GO): endoplasmic reticulum to Golgi vesicle-mediated transport; Golgi organization; intracellular protein transport
Cellular component (GO): endoplasmic reticulum; Golgi apparatus; COPII-coated ER to Golgi transport vesicle
Source: RefSeq, a predicted model, not a curated record
AUCAUAGCGACUAUUUUUAUAAAUAAUAAAUCUAAAUCUGUUUUCGCUAUGCAAGUUUUCUCUAGUAAUUCUUUAUAUGAGCUGUCAAUAUGAAACGAGUAGUUAAAUCUUUGGUUUGUUUGCCGCUGUUGGUGCUAGCAUUACUAAUGCCGGCAAUUCUAUGCUUCCAGAAAGAAAUGACGAUUAUUAUAACACCCGGAGGUAGAGAUUGCUUUUACGAGUCCGCGAAAGCAGGCCAGAUUGUCGAUAUUGAAUAUCAAGUUAUCGAUGGCUCGCAUGGUGACUUAGAUAUUAGCUUCGACUUGGCGGACUCGAACGGACGACUGAUCUAUUCUGAUUAUAAGAAAUCAGACAACAUUCAUCGUUUCAAAUUGCCACAGGACACAGAGCUCUCUUUCUGCUUUAAUAAUGACUUCAGUCGUAUGAACAGCAAAACUGUGUUUUUUGAGAUAAUCAUUGAAAAGGAAGACGAUGAUGCUGGGUGGAGUAACUUUGAUAUUCUUGAAGGGUUGAGUCCGGAAGAAUUCUAUGACAUGAAAGUACAGGACAUAGAAGAUAUUAUCAAGCGUGUUAGAAAUAACCUGACGAAAGCUAGGCAGUUCCAGGACAUGCUUCGAUCGCACGAAGCUCGUGAUCGUAAUGUUGCGGAGGAGAAUUACUUUAAGGUCAAUGCAUGGUCCUUUUUUCAGAUAAUCAUAAUGGUAAGUGUAGGUUUCUGUCAGGUUGUUAUGGUGAAAAGUCUUUUCGAUACGGAUUCGAAAGCCCAUAAGCUAUGGAGAAAGAUGUGAUGAUUUUUAUCACCCGCGAAAGUCAAUUACUAAGUCAUUUUCAUUUUAAUCAUCACCACGCAUCCAAACUCGUGCGCAAAAAAUAAAUGAAAACUAUCAUACUGUUAAUGCCAAAGCAACCUUAGAAGAGAAUAAACUGGACACACAACGACAAUUUCUAGAUUUUUGCUAAGCUAGUAAAUAUUAAUUUUUCGGUUAAUGGAAAAAACGUAAAAUUUAGUUUAAAAAUAUAUAUUUAUUUCGAUAUGUAAUAUUCUACAGUUUUUUGCUACAACACAACAGGAUGUAAAACCACUAAAUUUUGAAUACGGACCGCAAUGUUUUAUACAAGGAUGGCGUGAAUAGAAAUUGUAUGCAUUCAGUUAGGUAUAAAAGAGUGUUCUAAAAUUUAACAGCAAUUUCUGUAAAUACACCGCCUGUGAAGUUUUGUGUAAAUAUGUCUCCUUCAUAUCACACGAGUAGAGAUUUUGCUUGAGGCAGCAAAAUUAUUGUGCUGAUGUUCAUACUUCAUGAUUGACUACGAAUAAUAAUAAAUAAUUACCCGCCACCACCACCGUCGAGGAUGAAUCACAAACUAUUUUACUAGACGUAUAAGGAGCGUAUGCUACGCAUGCUCUCUAGCCGAUGCUUAGCGUCAUCUGAUAGUAAAGGGCAGUUCAUCAUGUUAAGCCACACUAAUGUUCGGCAGUGGUUGAUGACGUGGUCCACCGAUGCGUCAGUAAGCGUACGGCACCCGUCUAGGUUCAAAAGUUUUAAUCGUUUCAAAUCACGGCACAGCAUCAACACUGCACUGUCACAGAUCCUUUUGCAUGCAUCCACAUGGACAUAUUCCAACCGAGGACAUUGUCGAACUAGUGCCCGAAUACCAAAAUCCGUAAUAUUCAAACCUCGUAGGUCGAUCUUUUUAAGUCGAGAAAAACUUAGCGCAACGAGAGUUUCGUCUGAGAGAUCGCGACAUCUACUUAGAUUCAAAUAGCACAGUUUGCUCAAGUUUGUCACCGGAUAAAACCGAAUGCGCUCAAAAGGCAUGUUCACACUGUCGAAAACGGUUCGACUGAAGAAGCUAUCAUCGAUAUCGAAUGUACGCUGCAAGUUUAAAUAUUCCAAUGAUUUAAGAAACGCGAAUGAGAGCUGCAGAUCAUGAAUGUUUUCGUACGAGCACUGGUACAGUGUUAAACUACGAAUGUUGGGUGUUUUCUCAAAGAAUCGCGGUAAGGUGUUGCGCGAAAAUGUAGCCGCCGAUACGUACAGCUUUUCAAGGUGCGGAUUUUCAUACGCGCUUAGAUCCAGAUUGCCAGCCACGUGGGUUGCAUCGGUGAUCUUGAGAUACUCCAAUCGUCGCAUAUUGCACAGGAACGAUUGCUGCAAAUUAUGCACACGACAGAUGUGAAGUUUUAUGCGCUUCAUAUUAGGCAGAUU